AUGCCAGCCCUCCGACCUCCCAUGCUUGAAAACCAUGCACUUGUUGUUGCAGCGCUUGCCAUGUCAUUCCCCUCCCCACACGUGUCUUCUCUAAUACUUUUGUUUUUUAGUCCUGAGAUGCUUCGCCGUACACUUUCGCGCUGCUUUUCUGCGGAUGCCAUUGGCCCCGUGCACCCCGAUGUGAUGUGGGGAUAUAUGGACGCCCGCUACGCAGGGCCGGGGUGGGUGAGUUGGAUCAAGCAGUUGCCCGUCGAAACGCUCACCAUGCAGGGUGGCACCUCCAUGACAAAUAUGAACGACCGUACCGGCGUCAUUGCCGACCCAGAGGAUCCCCGGCAUCCAAUAGCGCUCAUACAAUGGGGACCCAUGAACCACUAUGACGGAGCCUUCAUGCAACUCUCCUACGGAGACUACGGUCCAAUCAGCCAAGGCUCCCGACUAAUGCAGGUGCUCUACGAUAACUAUUUGGAACCCUUUUCCAUGAACCGGGUGUGUGCCCAGCUGUACUUCUAUCAGAAGGUGCCGAACAACUACCACGAGUCUGUUGAGGCUUCUGCCGAAUAUAUUGGCCAAACUGCCUCGCUCAUUGGGCAAGUGUUGGUAGGAAUGGGUUCUGUUAUUAUGGAAGGUGUGACGGUGAAGGGUGACACGAACUGUGUGUACAUUGCAGAGGGCGUACAAGUGUUGGAAAACACGUGUAUAGUGAGUGACGCUCCAACCGACCUCCUUGCCUAUCAGCGGCACGAGGCAAUCAACCCCUACCAGCAAUGGGACGGCAUGGAUGGUGUGUGUAGAAUCAUGCAGAACACGAUCAUUGAACCUAACUGCUUCUUGGAUAGCUGUUCCAUCGGGCCUUUCAAUCGCAUAGGUCACAAUACCAAGAUCAUGAAGGGGGUAACGACAGGAACGAUGGUCCAUAUCCUCCCGGGAAGCGUUGUAACAAAGGACACAAAAAUUGGCGACGGUGAGCUUUGGGGUGGUGCUCCUGCGGUUAAAAUUGGAAAAGUGAGCAAAUUCGAGUGGAAACGUCCCUACUUCGCCUCCCUCCUGCACAGAGAGAGCGUAGUGGAGUCUUACCGCAACAUGUCGCGGUAUGGUGACCAGGUGGUGCACUUUCAAGACAAGAUGGGAAAGUUAGAUACGCUCAUGCUGCAAUAUGAAAAGGAUGUUCCAGCUUCUGUGAAGGCGAAGAUAAAGGAGUUUGUACAGGGGCGUGAACCGUUCCAUCAUAUGCUGACGCGGAUCACGCAAGGUUGGUCGCCCGCUAACCGCCCAGACGACAAGAACUACAAUCUGUGCCCACCGCUUCCGGGAGUGAAACUGUUUGCGGAGCACAAUAACGAUUCCUCUGAUAGUGAUCUUCAUGGAACUUAUAUGGACAUCACAAAUAUAUUUAACGACUUCCGCUGGUAG
Trypanosoma brucei brucei TREU927 is the source of this 1413-nucleotide messenger RNA. RefSeq lists its product as hypothetical. NCBI's taxonomy places the organism in Eukaryota, Euglenozoa, Kinetoplastea, Trypanosomatida, Trypanosomatidae. The transcript has a single exon. The coding region runs from base 1 to 1413 and encodes 470 amino acids. Gene Ontology annotation, molecular function: protein binding. The record is from RefSeq and is a predicted model, not a curated record.